Messenger RNA from Protobothrops mucrosquamatus (brown spotted pit viper), 906 nucleotides. Its product is annotated as pepsin B-like. Gene Ontology annotation, biological process: proteolysis. The record is from RefSeq and is a predicted model, not a curated record. The annotation marks the transcript as partial. Gene Ontology annotation, molecular function: aspartic-type endopeptidase activity. The transcript is spliced from 7 exons. NCBI's taxonomy places the organism in Eukaryota, Metazoa, Chordata, Lepidosauria, Squamata, Viperidae.
AUGAAGUCGUUGAUCCUGGCAUUACUUUGUAUCCACCUGUCAAAAGGUGUACAUAGAAUCAUUCUGAAGAAAGGAAAAUCCAUUCGUGAAAAUAUGAGAGAGAAUGGAGUGUUGGAAGAAUUUUUAGAAAAAUACCAUAUUGAUCCUGGAUUAAAAUAUCAGUUCAAUAAAUUUGGUGUUACAUAUGAACCAAUGACCAAUUAUUUGGACUCUUAUUACUUUGGAAAAAUAAGCAUUGGGACUCCACCACAAGAUUUUCUUGUUCUUUUGGACACCGGCUCUGGUUAUCUGUGGGUACCUUCUACAUAUUGUACAUCAAACGCCUGUGGAAACCAUAAUCUAUUUAACCCAAAACAGUCAUCUACUUAUUACAGCUAUAGUGACCAAACUUUUGUCCUGCGCUAUGGAUUUGGUGACUUGAGUGUAAAGCUAGGUUUUGAUACUGUGCGGAUCCAGAAUAUUGUAGUUCAAAAACAACAGUUUGGAUUGAGUGUGGAUGAAGCCAACUAUCCCUUCUACUAUAGCAACUUUGAUGGCAUUUUGGGUUUGACCAAUCCUCCUCCAAUUACCGAGAGAUCAUACACACUCUUGCACGAGAUGAUGAGUCAAAAUCAGAUUUCUGAACCCAUUUUUAGCUUUUACUUCUCACGUCAACCAACUUAUCAAUAUGGAGGAGAACUGAUAUUGGGAGGCAUUGACCCCCAGAUGUACACUGGGGAAAUUACCUGGGCCCCUAUGACUGACCAGGGUUACUGGCAGAUCGGUAUAGAAGAAUUUUCUAUUGGCAACAAGGCCACUGGCUGGUGCAGUGAAGGCUGCCAGGGCAUUGUGGACACGGGAACAAUUUUUCUAACUAUUCCACAACAAUAUUUAACGGAUUUUGUUCAGACUGUAAAUGCUGGUUCA